This is a messenger RNA of Onthophagus taurus, 1805 nucleotides long. Its product is annotated as Dpr-interacting protein delta. The record is from RefSeq and is a predicted model, not a curated record. Lineage: Eukaryota; Metazoa; Arthropoda; Insecta; Coleoptera; Scarabaeidae. Gene Ontology annotation, cellular component: neuron projection.
GGACAGUUUCAGCCCGACUGUUGUUUGGUGCGGAUAGCAGCAGACUUCCGGGCGCUCGUAGACGCACGACGCGCUCGAUCUUUUGCAAUGCGGAAAUUUGCCUAACUCGCCGUUUAACUGGGUGCACGUGUCCAAAGACUAAGUGUUCAAUCGUGGUUGAUCUCAUGGCCCUGAAAAGGCAAAACGCGCGGCAAAACCGCUACUGUACCAUCGGUAUCAUCUAUAUAGCAACCAUCAUCAGCCAAGCCAUGACUGACGAUCCGAGGUUCGCGGAGCCCAUACCAAAUGUUACCGUCGCUCUCGGAAGAGACGCUAGUUUGCCCUGCGUAGUGGAGAACCUAGGGAAUUAUAAGGUCGCUUGGAUCCACAUCGACAGGCAAAUGAUACUAACGAUACACCGACACGUCAUCUCACGUAUGCAGAGGUUUAGCGUCUCGCACGAUAACGCUAAAACGUGGUUGCUGCAUGUAAGCAGCGUCCAGCAGGAGGAUCGUGGUUAUUAUAUGUGUCAGGUGAACACCAAUCCGAUGAUCAGCCAAGUUGGAUACCUCCAAGUAGUGGUACCGCCGAAUAUAUUGGAUAGCGAGAGCACGCAAUCCACCGUGGCUAUAAGGGAGAACCAGAACAUCAGCCUGACUUGCAAAGCGGACGGCUUCCCCACCCCCAAAAUCAUGUGGAGGCGAGAAGAUGGUCAGCCCAUCACGUUUGAGCGCAGGAAGAAAGCCAAAGUGAACGUCUACGACGGGGAACAGCUAAAUUUGACUCGUAUCAGCAGGACAGAAAUGGGAGCAUAUCUAUGCAUAGCUACAAACGCGGUGCCGCCAUCUGUGAGCAAGCGCAUCAUCGUCGACGUGGAAUUUUCCCCAAUGAUAUGGGUACCAAAUCAAUUAGUUGGGGCCCCAGCAGGAACUGACGUUACCAUCGAUUGCCAUACUGAAGCAUACCCCAGGGCGAUCAGUUAUUGGAUGUACGAAAACGCAAUGCUGUUACCGUCGAAAAAGUACGGAACAGAGACUACCGAGAACAGCUAUAGGGCACAUAUGAAGCUCACCGUCAGGAACAUGCAAACGAAAGACUUCGGCAACUAUCGAUGUAUUUCGAAAAAUUCUCUUGGCGAAACAGAAGGUUCCAUCAGACUUUAUGAAAUACCAAUGCCAUCGACUCCUCCGAGAGCAACCGAGAUGAAGAGUGGUUCCAACAAAGAGAAUGGAGGUGGUAAACGAAACGUCAGCCGAGUUUUGGGUCAAGAUGAUCGUCCGAAGGUGAUGGUUUCGUCUUCGGAUAAGAAAGAUCCUCAAGCAGAACAGACGGUAGAGACUGGUUUAAGUGUAUACACCCCUCCAGGACCAAUUGGAUCAGGUUGUAUUAGAAUAUCGAAAUGGACUCAUCAAAUGGCGAUCGUAACAACAAUUCAUAUCAUCGUGCGUAAACCGUUUGGAUCGAAUUAAAUGUGACGUCGUCAGCUCAAAAGAAAUAUUUUUAUAGUUUUAAAAUCGGUUCGGCGGAGUCGGAAAAUGUGAAUGUGCCGCAAAUUUCUAUAAGACUGCUCAUUUUUGGAUUGCGCUUCAAUUUCGCUUCCUACGUCAUUAGUUUUACCGUAAUAUCCGUCAAAAACAUAUCGGCUAUAGAAGUGGGGUCUCGAAAGCAUUUCCAUAAGGGCGGGUCACAGACAAUCGAUCUGCAAGAACAUUUGUUUUGACUGCGAGGUGAAGUGUGCAUUUUUUCGCUUCUCUUAAAACGUAAAUGUUAGUUCCCUCACCAAAAAUCCGAAUAAAAAAGUAAAUUAAUAAAUAAAUAAAAAUCGA